UCAACGUCAACGUUAUAAUUUCUUUUUCCUUUUUUCUUUUUUUUUAGGUCUGAAGCAUUUUCCCUCCCUAUCGCUGAUCUUUCAUACUUGCACUCAAUAAGAAGUCUAUUAUAAAUUGCAAUAAAUUGCAAGACACCUCUUGUCGUGGUUGCGUAAAUCUGCAACUUCCGAUGGCUCCUUGGGGAAUGAAGUGGGCAGAUCGCUGGAUUAAAACUAGAGAUCCGAAUGAAUCUAGCUCAUCUUCUCAGAACAAUCGAAUUCAUGUAUCUGCAUUCGACAAUUAUCAGGGUAUUGGGCCGAAGAAAUAUUCAUUUAGUGAAGCAGCAGAGGCAGCUGAUCAUUUCUCGAUCCAUAACCUAUUAAUUGAUUAUGGUGAUUUUGGUGAAGUUUACAAAGGAUCCUUAGAUGGUGAAAUCCGUGCUAUCAGGAAACUUAGCAAUUUGCCGGAUGUACACUCCCAAGCAGAUUUGGAGAGGAAGAUUAUGGCCGCCGGUAGACUCCGUCACAGAAAUCUUCUUCAACUAGAUGGUUAUUGCAUUGAUGGAGCCAACACAUUGCUUAUUUUCAAGUAUUUUUCCAAUGGGUCCUUGAAAUAUAAUUUACAUGGAAAGGAGAAUAUUUUAGAUUGGAAAAAAAGGAGGAAUAUCGCCUUAGAUUCUUCAAGAGGAUUAGAAUAUUUACAUGAAGUCGUCCCUGGUCAAUCUAAAAUCACACAUUUAAAUAUCAAAUCAGAUAAUAUUCUUCUCGAUGAUAAUUUUCUACCUAAGGCAAACCCCCUAAUUGAAAGGGCUUUGAAUAGGGAAUAUGCAGAUUUUGUAGAUUCUAGAUUGCAAUCUUUUGAUCACGAAGAGAUGUAUCGGAUGAUCUUUUGUGCUAAUAUUUGUAUAAAUCAACCUCCAAACUCUUGUCCAUCAAUGAGAGAGAUACAUUUAGCUCUUCAAGUAAGUAUGCCUUUAGGGAUUGCAUUGGACGAGAAGAAAUACAACAAAUUACAAUUGAGAGCUACGUAUAAAGACGACGAAUCUAGCUCAUAUAUUGAAGAGGAGAAUCAAAGAAAUAAUCUGGAGCAUUAUAGUUAUGGUGAACUAGUGGAGGCAACUGAAUUUUUCUCCAACAACAGACUCGUAGGAGAGGGUGCUUCUGGUGCAGUCUAUAGAGGAAAACUAGGCAAAGAAGUCGUUGCUAUCAAGAAAUUCAAAAUUAUAGUGAAUGAAGAGCAAGAAAAUCUUGAAGAUCAAUUUGAGAUUGAAGUUCUCACGAGGAUUCGUCACCCAAAUGUUGUUAAACUGAUUGGAUACUGCAGUGAAGGAAGUAAUAGACUGCUUGUUUUAGAGUAUUUGAUGAACAAAUCCUUAAAUUCUUAUUUACAUGGAAAGAAGUUCUUGGACUGGUCAAGCAGAUUGAAUAUUGCUAUAGGCUCUGCUAAAGGGAUACUGUAUCUCCAUAAAUAUGGUAUCAUACAUCGAGAUAUAAAAACAGACAAUAUUCUUCUCGAUAAUAAUCUUGAACCGAAAAUUGCAGAUUUUUCUCUUAGCAAGUUUUUGCCAAAUACUGAUAAUAUUAGCCACAUCACUAGUGUGUUGAAGGGAACUAACAUUUAUGUAGAUCCAGAAUAUAGUUCCAUUCAAAAAGUAUCUGCAAAGUCAGAUAUCUAUUCUUUUGGUGUGGUGCUUCUAGAGUUAAUUACCGGAAGAAAACUUAUAGAUCAACAACAAAAUCUUGAUAUUAUCACUUGGACUUGGAGAGAAAUUGAACAAGCUUUCGGUAAUGGAGAAUAUAGAGCUGUUGUAAACUCCAUAUUGCAGAGCUAUGACGAAGAGAAAAUCAAACGUAUGAUUGUGGCUCUUGUUGAUUCCAAAUUGGGAAAGAAUUAUGAUGAAGAGCAAAUGAAACGAAUGGUAUUUUGUGCUAUAGCUUGCUUAAAUAAGUACUCAAAGUCUCGCCCACGAAUGCAGAAGAUAAUCGAAGUUCUUGAAGGGAAGAUUAUACCUCCACAGAAUAUUUUGGAUGGCAGUGACAAUAAAUCCAUUAAGUAUUCAAGAUUCAGGGACAAUUGAAGGAGUUCUAGCAGAGUACUUGAGUGUUUUUUUUUUUUUUUCUGUUAUUUUUGUUGAUUAAUUAUAUGAUCCACUUUUCUUAAUUUCUCUAAGUUGUAUCCUAAACAUGAUAGGCUAUGUUUGGUUGUUGAUCUCUAUUAUGUCAUUUUAUAAUAUAGAGAUGUACCAAGUCCAAUGAAUA
Molecule: messenger RNA, 2238 nt
Organism: Manihot esculenta (cassava)
Lineage: Eukaryota; Viridiplantae; Streptophyta; Magnoliopsida; Malpighiales; Euphorbiaceae
Product: proline-rich receptor-like protein kinase PERK13
Exons: 13
Coding region: 171-2057 (628 amino acids)
Biological process (GO): protein phosphorylation
Molecular function (GO): protein kinase activity; ATP binding
Source: RefSeq, a predicted model, not a curated record